Molecule: messenger RNA, 683 nt
Organism: Phoenix dactylifera (date palm)
Lineage: Eukaryota; Viridiplantae; Streptophyta; Magnoliopsida; Arecales; Arecaceae
Source: RefSeq, a predicted model, not a curated record
UUUUAUCUUCCCUCUCACUCUCCCGUUCUAUCCCAACGAUCCAUCAGGAUUCGGCGAUCGAGAACCUGAGAUUAUUUCGGCGUUCGCGCGAGAGGCUUGAAGGGUUAUGUGGGGACUUUUAUCCUCCCUCCGACGGUCUCCCCUUCUCUCCCAACCAGGAUCUGGCGAUCGGACCGCCUUGAUAUGGAGAACAUGAGCUCUCUUUCGCGCGAGUGGCUUGAAAGGAUGGCGAGCCGGGCAGUCACAACCCUGGAGUCGGCCUUUUUCUUUGCGCCCCUGCAGCGGCGAUCCCGCUAUCAGCCUCGGCCACCUCCGGAAGACGAGAACGGCGACGUGGAGGGAUGUUUGAUAAUUAAAAAAUGUGCCAAUAUAUCAGUAUUCACUGGAUGGCAUGAUUACCGAACUUUCGGUCAUUUAUUAAUCCAGUCACUCAAAGGAGUUAGUUCUGUUGACAUGUGGAUCUUGUUUGCUCAUUCCCUAGUGGGUUUCUGAGAUGUUUUUGAGGGCGACACGCAAAAUUGGUCUUCUGCUCCUGUAAAGAGUCAUCUAGUUUCUUUUUCCCCUCCAUUUGUUGUCACGUGUCAUUUUUUACUUUCUUGUAGUGCUUUCUAAGAUGAGUAGUGUAAAAGUUACAUGGCUUUAUUUGUUAACACGGUUGCAAAUUAUACAACAUGUGAAUUUUC